AUGUCUUACUCUCAAGAACGCUAUAUCGCCGAGCUCGCCGUCCAGCGGGCAUCCAUUCUCACCCAGAAGGUCUUCUUCGAGAAGGCCAAGGGUACCGUCUCCAAGGAUGACAAGUCCCCCGUCACCAUCGGCGACUUCGGCGCCCAGGCCCUGAUCAUCCAGGCCAUUCGCAAGAACUUUCCCAACGACGAGAUUGUUGCCGAGGAGGAGGCCAGCUCCUUGCGCGAGGACAAGGAUCUGAGUGCCGAGAUCUGGCGUCUGGUCAAGGACAUCAAGCUGGAUGAUGAGGAGAGCAACAACCUACUCGGUGGCUCCCUGACCAGCGAGCAGAGCAUGCUGGAUAUCAUUGAUGAGGGCAAGAGUGCCGGUGGUGGUCAGGGCCGUAUCUGGGCUCUCGACCCCAUUGACGGCACCAAGGGCUUCCUCCGUGGUGGUCAGUACGCUGUCUGCCUGGGUCUGAUCGUUGACGGCGACGUCAAGGUCGGUGCCAUUGGUACCCCCAACCUCCCCGUCGAUGAUGCCGCCACUAUCGACGCCAACACCGGUGCCCAGCAAGGCCAGACCGCCGCCAAUGGCGUCCUCUUCUCCGCCGUCCUGGGUGAGGGUGCCAUCAGCCGCCCGCUGACCAGCGGUACCCUUGCCGCCAGCAAGCCCAUCUCGAUGCGCCCUGUCUCCGAUAUCGCUCAGGCUGUCUUCUGUGAGGGUGUCGAGGCUGCUCACUCCGCUCAGGGUGACAAUGCCGCCGUUGCUGGUCUUCUCGGCAUCACCGCCCCUAGCGUUCGUCUGGACUCGCAGGCCAAGUACUGCUCGAUCGCCCGUGGUGCUGGUGACAUCUACCUCCGUCUGCCCGUGAAGAAGGACUACCAGGAGAAGAUCUGGGACCACGCUGCCGGUGACAUUAUCGUCCGUGAGGCUGGUGGCCAGGUUACUGACAUCUACGGUUCCCGUUUGGACUUCAGCAAGGGCCGGACUCUCGCUGCCAACAAGGGUGUCGUUGCUGCUCCCAAGGCUCACCAGGCGCAGGUCAUUGAUGCCGUCAAGACUGUCCUGAAGCUGUAA
Penicillium waksmanii is the source of this 1059-nucleotide messenger RNA. RefSeq names its product 3'(2'),5'-bisphosphate nucleotidase. Lineage: Eukaryota; Fungi; Ascomycota; Eurotiomycetes; Eurotiales; Aspergillaceae. Gene Ontology annotation, molecular function: 3'(2'),5'-bisphosphate nucleotidase activity. The record is from RefSeq and is a predicted model, not a curated record. The transcript has a single exon. Gene Ontology annotation, biological process: sulfate assimilation; phosphatidylinositol phosphate biosynthetic process. The coding region runs from base 1 to 1059 and encodes 352 amino acids.